AUGAUACGGGAAUGUUUACGAUUCUUCUUCGUCACGCUAAUGACGUUUCUUAAUGUAGUCAUCGCUCGGAAGCUGCAACUGAAUAAGAUACGACGGCGACGUCUCGUGCGGCGUUCACAACCAUCGGAUCCGAAUUCUCCAGAGAAACCGAUGAUAAACUGUAAUAAUAGCCCUGAUAGCAGUUUUCAAGUAUACGAAGAGAAUCAAACUUGGUCCGAAGCUUUUCUGAGAAGAAACUUACUGUGCUCAUGGUUGUGA
Cooperia oncophora is the source of this 258-nucleotide messenger RNA. The record is from the annotation of a GenBank genome assembly. NCBI's taxonomy places the organism in Eukaryota, Metazoa, Nematoda, Chromadorea, Rhabditida, Trichostrongylidae.